Dendronephthya gigantea is the source of this 1685-nucleotide messenger RNA. RefSeq names its product arrestin domain-containing protein 2-like. Bases 227 to 1336 code for a protein of 369 amino acids. The record is from RefSeq and is a predicted model, not a curated record. Gene Ontology annotation, cellular component: cytoplasm. The transcript is spliced from 5 exons. Gene Ontology annotation, biological process: protein transport. NCBI's taxonomy places the organism in Eukaryota, Metazoa, Cnidaria, Anthozoa, Malacalcyonacea, Nephtheidae.
AUUUUCGAACCGGAAGUCUUCUGCUGUGGGUUAUAAUUAACCACGAAUUUUAAUUUAUAGAACCUACAAGAAAUCAGAGGUGGCAAGUUUUCAUAAAUAGGCCAUAUUAGUUUACUUUAAUAACGCAAUGAGUUUGCUAAGACAAGAAUAAACACGGCGAACUGAUUUGCGAAGUAAAACAAACAUAUUACAAUACUUAACUCGCGAUAUUUGGAGCAGUCACGGAAUGGAUACCGAAGCAAUCGAAUACGAGGAAGACUUACAUCAAGAUACCGAUGUUGUUCACAUAAAAAAGAUCACUUGUGAAGAUCAAGCACGACCCGUAUUUACGGCUGGUUCUAAAGUUACAUUGAGUUGUAUUGUUCAUUUGAAGAAAGCUGUAGGAAAUCCACAGAUACAUUUGGAAAUCAGAGGAAAAGUACGUGUACAAUACGAAGGUCGAAUUCUCGACGAUUCAACACAUUCAACAAGCGGCCUUCGAAAGUCGAAGCGCCGUAAAGUGAGAGAGAAAAUGAUCUUUAUUUUGCCCGUUGUGUUAUCCCCAGCAUUUCUUGAAGCUGGCGAACAUUCCUUACCCAUAACCUUUGACUUGCCAUAUAACUUACGAACUUCAUUUGAAAGUCCAAUGGGCUCAGUGCGUUACUGGAUCCAGUCAAAUACUACGUAUCAUUCUACUGUCACUGAUGCCUUCUAUUUUGAUGUCAAUGGUCUUAAUUGUUUUAUUCAAAGAGGUAUCCCACGGGAGAAAUCCUAUGCAGAAAGUGUUAGGGGGAUAUUUUUUUCAAGAAGUCCAGUGGAGAUUAUUUGUUCAGUGGAAUGGGAAGGUUGUGAAAUUGGGGAAUCUGUUCCUGUUACUGUGAAGGUACAUGCAUCAAACAAAAAGAUCAAGUAUGUGAAUAUUGAUCUGUGUCGGGAAGUAAGCAACUUCUUGGGUGAUCCAAGGAUAGUCGUUGUAUCGUCGACCAAAGUAAAACUGAACUCUGUUUUUAAAACAUUAAAAUCGUGGAAAGGAAGUUUUCCUAUUCCUGAUGAUCUACGACCUGAGGCGUUUCAGAUCAAAGGAUUCUUCAGCGUUGCUUAUCACCUUAAGUUUACAGCAUUGACAUCAUUCAGCAACAACUUCAGUGUGUCAAUUCCUAUUAAAAUUGGGAACAAGUUACCAUCAAUGGAGAGCUUGCCGAUAGAUAAAAAUAAAUGGAAAGAACUGGAAGAGUUUUAUGAACAGACUGGUUUAAAGGGAUAUACCAGUAUAAUGAGUCUUGAUGAACUGUUUGCGCCUUCAUUAGAGGAUAUUUCCAAUGGUAUUAUGAAACAAAAAACUGAAACUCAAGUAUAAAAUCUCAGCUCUGAAGCUCUGAAGACUAUUCCAUUCUAAUAUAUUUGUCCUAACAUCAGAACCCUAUUAAUGUAUUGGCCAUGGGCAUGGAUGAUAGCACAACAUUCAAGUGAAAUGAACAAGAAUUUUGUUCAUAGAAACUUUUAUUAGUAAACUAAUACUAAUAAAUAAAUAAUUGGCAGACUUUUAAGCUCUGUACAUAUAUGAAGAUUAUGCCAAUUUUAAGCCUAACGAAUUUUAUAUAUGUAAUAUUUUAGCAGCAUAUAAUAUUGUAGAGUGGUAGCAAUACGUAUUUGAAUUUCUAUUUUAACAUGUAAAGAUACAACAUAUUUCAAAUAAAUCGACAAAG